CUUGACAAGAUGAAGUCCUCUAUCUUCAUUCUAUCUCUGUUCCUCCUUCUGGAAAGACAGGCAGCUGUGGUUGGACAGUAUGGUGGGACAAAAGGUCACUUCCAGAGCAGCUCAUCAGGGUUUAUGCUUGGUCAGAAAGGCCACCUCAAUUUCGGGCUCAAAGGAGGAAGUGAGGAAGCAGCUGAAGAAAGCAUUUUCAUGCAAUCACAACACCAGAUGUUCGGCCAGGAUGGUGGUGACAUGGCGCAGACAAGUGUUUCACAAGAGCAUACAGGUGUAAAGGGGGCCGCGAUUUGUCGUAAAGGACAAGUAUCCCAAUUGAAAUCCCAAGAAUCCCAAAUAAAAUCCUUUAGACAAGUAAAAUCCAGUGGACAGCUGAAAUCUGGAGGAUCCCAAUUAAAAUCCUUUGGACAAGUGAAAUCCAGUGAGUCCCAAUUAAAAUCCUUUGGCCAAGUGAAAGCCAGUGGGUCCCAAUUAAAAUCCUUCGGACAAGUGAAAGCCAGUGGGUCCCAAUUAAAAUCCUAUGGACAAAUGAAAUCCAGUGGGUCCCAAGUGAAAUCCUUUGGACAAAUGAAAUCCAGUGGGUCCCAAGUAAAAUCCUUUGGACAAAUGAAAGCCAGUGAGUCCCAAAUAAAAUCCUUUGGACAAAGAAAAUCCCAAGGUGGUCAACUACAAUCCUAUGGCCAAAUGAAAUCCUAUGGGCAGACGAAAUCCCUAGAAUCCCAGGCCAAAUCCUUCGGACAAGUAAAGUCCCAAAGUGGCCAAAUGAAAUCCUCCUAUGGUCAGAGAAAAUCCUAUGGUGAAGAGACUCAACUGAAGUCUUUCGACCAAGAUGCCCAACUAAAAUCCUAUGGUCAACAAAAAUCCCAAAAACAAUCCUCCUUUAGCCAAGUAAAAUCUCAAAGUGCCCAACUAAAGUCCUUUGGCCAACAAAAAUCCCUCAAAGGGUUUUCUCAACAAACUCAACAGAAAGGAUUUGCCAUGGAUGAAGAUUUGUCACAAGUGCGGAAACAAUUUGACGAUGAUGACCUCUCUGUACAACAGAAGUCUACCCAACAGAUGAAAACAGAGGAAGACUUAUCCCAAUUUGGACAACAACGACAAUUUGGACAAGAACGCUCCCAAUCCUAUAAAGGAUAUCUUGCACAAUACAGAAAGAAAUUACAGGAACAACAACAACAGAAAAAUUUUAAUCAGGAUAACUUUUUUACAAAGGGAGGGGCAGGCCUAUAUCAGGCUCAACUUAAGGGAUAACAUAUUCACUGAGCAACUGAAGACCAAGAUCAAUGUCAAGGACUCACCUCACCAGAGUCAAGUCUAUGAUACCUUCAAGAUGCAGGCUGCAACAUCAUUCCAGUUCGUUGGUUCAUGGACAAUCCUCUACUCACUUUCGCUUUUCUGUAGGACUUCUGCCCCUGGAGCUUCCCCCAGACACUAGCUUUCCAAUAAAAAAAUAACUUUCUGCAUCA
Rattus norvegicus (Norway rat) is the source of this 1469-nucleotide messenger RNA. RefSeq names its product semenogelin 1 (gene Semg1). The record is from RefSeq and is marked provisional. Bases 10 to 1254 code for a protein of 414 amino acids. Lineage: Eukaryota; Metazoa; Chordata; Mammalia; Rodentia; Muridae. The transcript is spliced from 3 exons.